AUGGGCAUUUUACAGAAGCUGAGAAAGAUAGUGCUCGGUCAGGCAAUUUUGAUCAUUCUUCAGUGUAAAAAUAGUUACUGUCAAUGCAUCACGGUUACUGUUUCUGGCGAUGUCCAACUAAAUAACAAAGAAUUAUAUUUCGUCUUCGAAGGUAGCAGUUUACGCCACAUUACAUCAGUUCAGCGAAUUGAUGGCAACAGGCUGCGCAUUCCUAUCCCAGAUCACGAUGUUCCAGAAGUAGUUCAAGUCUCCCUAAUUGUCCGAGCUGAAGAUGGUAUACAUCCAUUGGCAACAAGUCAAUUCGAAUAUCGUCAAGAUCAAGGCCAAUAUGUUGCUGAAUUUCUUUUAUUCAGUACAAUAAAUGAUGAGGCAGCAGAAUUUUUAGCAGCACUAUCGCCGGAAUCAAUUGGAUUAAGAGAUGUAGAUAUUGCUGAAUUAGAUAAUAGAUUAGCCACAGGACUAAAAUUAACCAAUAUUUUACCAAGAAAUUGGUCCCUUUUACGUCACAAUUCCGAUGGCAAAGUGUUCAUAGUAAAUCAAGAUACUAUAUUGCACUUUGCUACUCGUUUUGGCUUACUUCAAACACUAAAAUUCCUUCUGCAAGCAAGUGAUGCUCAGCGGGGACUAAUGGUUAAAAAUAAGCGUAAUGAACUGGUUAUUGAUGUUGCUAAGAAAUACGGCCAUCGGUCGAUCGAAAACUAUAUGCAGCGUAAUAUCGUCGACGAUGAUAAUGAUUGCAUCGGAAUAUAUUUACUUGAAUCUUACGCAAAAGUUCUAAUUAAUGGAUUAGCCAUGAUCACAAGACAGAAAGCAAAGACUGAUUUCAGUCCGAAUGAAGAUAUUAAGAAAAUCCAACAACUACAAGACUUUGCAGCAGAUGAGCCUCUAGAAAAGAUUUACGCUGAUAAUGCGCUACUCCGGCAAUUUAAGAACAGUCUGCGCGAGAGAGGAUUUGGUAUAGACCAUAUCACGAUUCAAUCAAUAACACCUCAGUCAUCAGCAAUUGGUAAAAUAUUAUGA
Trichoplax adhaerens is the source of this 1020-nucleotide messenger RNA. RefSeq lists its product as uncharacterized. The record is from RefSeq and is a predicted model, not a curated record. NCBI's taxonomy places the organism in Eukaryota, Metazoa, Placozoa, Uniplacotomia, Trichoplacea, Trichoplacidae. The transcript is spliced from 7 exons. Bases 1 to 1020 code for a protein of 339 amino acids. Gene Ontology annotation, cellular component: plasma membrane. Gene Ontology annotation, biological process: regulation of Rho protein signal transduction.